Messenger RNA from Myotis davidii, 1839 nucleotides. RefSeq names its product nuclear factor, interleukin 3 regulated (gene NFIL3). Gene Ontology annotation, cellular component: nucleus. NCBI's taxonomy places the organism in Eukaryota, Metazoa, Chordata, Mammalia, Chiroptera, Vespertilionidae. Gene Ontology annotation, biological process: circadian rhythm; regulation of DNA-templated transcription; DNA-templated transcription. The coding region runs from base 466 to 1545 and encodes 359 amino acids. The record is from RefSeq and is a predicted model, not a curated record. The transcript has 2 exons. Gene Ontology annotation, molecular function: DNA-binding transcription factor activity; DNA binding.
UCCUCCACAUUCCCACAUCCCCGCAUCCUCCACAUCCCGGCAUCCUCGCAUCCGCUCAUCUCUGCAUCCUCGGGGUUUUCUCUCACUCCCGGGUACCUCGCACUGAGUGUUCCGCCCCAGGCCUCCUUGGGGAUUUGUCCUUGACAACCUUACAGUCUCGGAAUUGGGGCGCUUCCCUUUUAAGAAUGCAGACUGAAGGAAAACGGCGUCUUGUUGGGACCUGUAUGCCCUAAAUGCUUGGCAUAGUUCCCGUCCAUAAUUGCUGGUAAAUGGUCACCAGAUGGAUAACUGUUUCUUCUCCUGUGUUGCAGGUCACCUAGAAGACCGCACUCCUCUCGGCCGGAGAGCGGGAGACUGUCCCGGCAGGGCAGGCGGACAGGAGGAGGACAUGGAUGGAUGCUGAAGCGCGGGGCGGACAGCAUUUGAGAGCGCCGGGGCCGGCGGCACCGCGAGGGCGCGCCCCCCAUGCAGCUGAGGAAGAUGCAGGCCGUCAAGAAGGAGCAGGCCUCGCUGGACCCCGGCUGCAGCGCGGACAGGGCGGUGGUGCUCAGUGCGGCCUUAACUGACGUCUCCGAGGACCUCUCCACCGGAGAGGAGCUGCUUCUGGCUGAAGGAGGCGUGGGGAAAGGCAAGUCCUCCGCGUGCCGGCGGAAGCGGGAGUUCAUCCCCGAUGAGAAGAAGGACGCCAUGUACUGGGAGAAAAGGCGGAAGAAUAACGAAGCUGCCAAGAGGUCCCGGGAGAAGCGCCGGCUGAACGACCUUGUGCUGGAGAACAAGCUCAUUGCGCUGGGAGAGGAGAACGCCACUUUGAAAGCUGAGCUGCUUUCCCUGAAAUUGAAGUUUGGCUUAAUUAGCUCCACAGCCUAUGCCCAAGAGAUCCAGAAGCUCAGGAAUUCCGCGGCCGUCUACUUCCAGGACUACCCGGCCGCGGCGCCCGGGGCCUUCGCGGAGGAGUCCUCCAGCAACUCCCCGAGGACGUCCGAAACCGAUGAUGGUGCCGUGGGAAAGUCCUCGGACGGAGAAGACGAGCAGCAGGUUCCCAAAGGCCCGAUGCACUCGCCCCUCGAGCUGCAGCACGGACACGCCACGGUGGUUAAGGUCCCGGAAGCGAACGCCUCUGCCUUGCCACACAAGCUCCGCAUCAAAGCCAAAGCCAUGCAGAUCAAAGUAGAGGCGCUCGACACGGACUUUGAGGCCGCGCACAAACCUCCCUCGGCCGUUGGCCCGACGGCCAAGCGGCAUUUCGGGCCGGAGAAGCUCAGUGCCCCAAGUGCGGGCCAUCCCCCCCUCACUCCUUUCUCAGUGCAAGUGACUAACAUCCAAGACUGGUCUCUCCGGUCGGAACACUGGCAUCAGAAAGAACUUACGGGCAAAACUCAGAACAGUUUCAAGGCUGGAGUCGCCGAAAUGAAAGACAAUGGCUACAAAGUGUCCGACCCAGAGAACUUGUUUUUGAAGCAGGGCAUAGCAAACCUCUCUGCAGAGGUGGUCUCGCUGAAGAGACUCAUAGCCACACACCAGAUCUCUGCGUCCGACUUGGGGUGAAUUACUACUGACCAGCCUCUCCCGGGAGGCGUCACUGGCCGCCGUGCGUGUGUUUUGUGUCAGGCUGCGUUUCACUGGACCUGUGAUGUCAUUUCACUGUACUGCUCACACGUUGUCUGUCAGGUCUCUUUUUCUGCACAAAUUAUUAUGAAGAUUAGAGUGUGUUAUCACCCUGCCUUGUGUAUAGUCAAAUAGUCCAUGAAAAGACUGUAUAUACUGAACAUUAUUUUUUUUGUUCUAUUAGAAAGUGUGGAAGUUACCAGUUUCAAUAAAGGAUUGGUGACAAACACAGAA